AUGGAAGGAGAGGCCUGCAAUCUUGGUGUUUCUAUGGACUCCGGGAAUCCAUUGCUAAGAGCAGUGUUCCUUCGUCGACUGCGGCUCACGCGGCUGCUGUUGGAGGGUGGGGCUUACAUCAAUGAGAGUAACAGCCAAGGCCAGACACCCCUAAUGGUGGCCUGCAGGACCAAACACGUCGACUCCCAGAGCGCUAGUCUGGUGAAACUUAUCCAGUUUCUUCUAGAGAAAGGAGCCGAUCCUAACAUCCAGGACAAGGAUGGGCGCUCUGUGCUGAUGCACGCCUGCCGGGAGCAGGCUGGUCCGGAGGUGGUGUCUCUGCUCCUGGCCAGCGGGGCGGACCUCAGCUUGGAGGACCAGUGUGGAACGUCUGCUUUGGCCUAUGCCGUCAUGGCAGGAGACUGGAAGGUGCUGAAGCUGUUGCUGGACACAUGCAAGGCCAAGGGGAAGGAGGUAAUCAUCAUAACCACUGACCAGUUCCCAGCUGCAAAACUGCAAGCCAUGCAGUACCUUAACAUGCCUCCCAUGGAUCACAGUGACAAAAUUACACCACCGUCUCCUGCAUCUCCAUCUGACAUUCAGCUCAUCACCUCACCUCAGAACACCUCCUCCUCUUUAUGCCCCCCCAGAAGUGUCUUUUCUUUUAAAGAAGGACAAAUCUGUGGCGUUAGCUCCCAUCCGUGCUCCCCGUCUCGGUUAAGAGGGCUUGGACAAUCCACACACAACGGACAACAGCAACCCCUGCUGAGGCUGAACUCUGAGCCUUGGUUAAAGAUCCCGCCGUCCCUGCAAUCCCAGCAGCCUCAUGCAACUCUGAAACAGACUGAGGAUGUCUCCUUGAAAGGUCCCAAACUGGAUGGGGUCAGCAACACAAACUUUGACGGCUUCAGAAUUUGGGAAAGUAGGUUAGCUGGGGAUGAAGUUACACGGGGAGAUAGAAAUGCUGAUCACCACAAAGAUGCUCCACGAAACACACCCUUAGCAGGUAUGCUAUUAUCCCACUCUGCAUCCCACCCCAAUCUGCAUUCUGAUGUCCUUGGUCCAGAUUCAGUCACCUCUUCUUCAUGUACUUCUGGCACCAAAAACCUUGGCACACAAUUUCACAGCAUGGCCUCAUCGAGCCUCCAAAGUGUGAUCCAGAGGCGGGAACUCCGUGAAGGCAUCUACAGCUCCGACCCACAGCUAGCACGAGGGAUCCCAAAUAUCCCUGAAGAACACAGAACCAGAGACCCAAUUAAUGCCAAGAGGUUGGCACCGUUACGCUGCGCCAGCACGCUGGGAUUAAAGGAAUCACUGUUAGCCAAAAACAAGAGAAUCCUGCACGGAUACGAAUGCAGAGCCUCUGGCACCCUCUUACUGGACCGUAACCUCCAGGCCAGGCCUAGAUCUCUGCCACCUCUGACCAACACACCCAUCCUCAAUGUCUACAGCCAGAGCUCUGGCAGCGGAAGCAGUUUCUCUGAGAGAGAGUCUGGCCAGAAGCAUUUCCUCCCCUGUGCUCCACCUGGACAGCCCAAAGAAGUGACCAGAAGGAUGCUGCUGAGGAGACACUCCAUACAGGCCGAACAGUUCAAAACCACGGCCUGA
Molecule: messenger RNA, 1587 nt
Organism: Cololabis saira (Pacific saury)
Lineage: Eukaryota; Metazoa; Chordata; Actinopteri; Beloniformes; Belonidae
Gene: ankrd34ba
Product: ankyrin repeat domain 34Ba
Exons: 1
Coding region: 1-1587 (528 amino acids)
Molecular function (GO): protein binding
Source: RefSeq, a predicted model, not a curated record